GCCUUGGGCGAGCUACUUUGCCUCCGGGCUCCUGGAUUCCAGUUUCUCCCGUGCGUCUCAAACUCCCUUCGAGACUCCGAGCGUCCCUCAUCAGUACCGCCCUCCUCAUCUGCCCUACCCAGCUCCGUCUUCCACGCUGCCCCGCCUCCUCAGCCCGCCCUUCUCCCGCUCCAUUCUCCAGGCUGCUCCUCUUCAGCCCGUCCCUCCUCAGCCUUGCCUUCCUCACUGCUCCGCCUCCUCAACCCCGCCUUCCUUAUGGCUUCGUUUUUCUCCACCCUGGCCUUUUAGCUCUGCUUUACUUAUCCUUCUGUUCUUGCCCGUUUGUCCCAUAAGCUCCGCCUUCCUGGAAGCUUAGCCCCGCCCUUCUCUGGUCCAUCUGCUCAGCCCCGCCCUCCUCACUGUCCUACUUUCUUUUAACACUUUUGCAAGCCUUUCACUGGCCCUGCCCAGCUCACUUCACUGCUGCUCCCACCCUCUUCACGAUCCUCCAGCUCUUCAAGUUUACUAUCCCCACUUGAGGUUUACCAUCUGCUCUGCGCAUGCAUGCCACUUUUGUUUGCCAGUGUGCUGGCCUCCUCGCCUCUCAGCAGCCCAGCCUCCUUAGUACACUCCACUCUGGCCCUGUUUCACCCAUUGCACAGCACUGAUGUUUCUUGGACGGAGUUGUGGCCCUCUGGCACAUCCCUGACAAGGAGCUUUCAAAAGUUUUCUUCCUUUCCUUGUCCUCUUGAUUGUUUGUUGUUCAGCCGGCACAGAGAUCCUGACUGUGUGGGAGAGAGGCGCCAUGACAACCCUGGAUGACAAGUUGCUGGGGGAGAAAUUGCAGUACUACUACAGCACCAGUGAGGAUGAGGACAGUGACCAUGAAGACAAAGACAGAGGCAGGGGAGCCCCAGCCAGUAGUUCCACGCCUGCGGAGGCUGAGCUGGCAGGCGAAGGCAUUUCAGUCAAUACAGGUCCAAAAGGGGUGAUCAAUGACUGGCGCCGCUUCAAGCAGUUGGAGACAGAACAGAGGGAGGAGCAGUGCCGGGAGAUGGAGCGGCUGAUCAAAAAGCUGUCUAUGAGCUGCAGGUCCCAUCUGGAUGAAGAGGAGGAGCAGCAGAAACAGAAGGACCUCCAGGAGAAAAUCAGUGGGAAGAUGACUCUGAAGGAGUGUGGUAUGAUGGACAAGAAUUUGGAUGAUGAAGAGUUUCUGCAGCAGUAUCGGAAGCAGAGGAUGGACGAGAUGCGGCAGCAGCUUCAUAAAGGGCCCCAAUUCAAGCAAGUGCUUGAGAUCCCCAGUGGAGAAGGAUUUUUAGAUAUGAUUGAUAAAGAACAGAAAAGCACCCUUAUCAUGGUUCAUAUUUAUGAAGAUGGUGUCCCAGGGACUGAAGCCAUGAAUGGCUGCAUGAUCUGCCUUGCCGCAGAGUACCCCACUGUCAAAUUCUGCCGAGUGAGGAGCUCGGUUAUUGGGGCCAGCAGUCGUUUUACCCGGAAUGCCCUUCCUGCUCUGCUCAUCUACAAGGCGGGUGAAUUGAUUGGCAAUUUUGUUCGUGUCACUGACCAGCUGGGCGAAGAUUUCUUUGCUGUAGACCUUGAAGCUUUCCUGCAGGAAUUUGGAUUGCUCCCAGAAAAGGAAGUCUUGGUGCUGACAUCUGUGCGAAACUCUGCCACCUGUCACAGUGAAGACAGCGAUCUAGAAAUAGAUUGAACUGAUAAUCCAGUUCUGUAGCUGUCUCAUUGUUUGGGCUAGAGGACACAUGUCUGUAUUUAUUUCUGUCCUUCCUGUCUUCUGGCUUUACAGCUGCUCUUUGUAGUCUGGUUUAGCAUGUGGAAAGUCAAGAAACUCAGAUUAAAUCAGAAUCCUGACUCACUUUGUGGCUAGCAGUAAAGCGAUUUCUAAUUAUAUAGACAGGAAGCUGGGUUCUUGAGCUGUUUACAUCUCUAGCGUGACAUCUCUGAAAUUGUUUCCAGUCAAUAUUGACAUGGCACCCUUGAAGGCAAUGUCUUGAAAAUUGUCUUCUGAUGACCUCAGAAUUCCACCAGGUCUGAGAGUAGAAUUCCCUAGUGAGUGUGUUCUGUGCAGUGUAAACAGUGCAUUUCCAUAAUCACUUGAUUGCAAAUCAUGUUUACUUGCAAUCAGACUGUACUUAUUUUCUCCAGAUCCUUUUCUACUAGGGUCCAUACAAGGUUGGGAAUAUAGCUCAGUGGUGAACUCUUAACCUAGCAUACACGUAGCUCCAAGGUAUCUGAUUCCCACCCAGCACUGUCAAAACUAAAGGUUCCAGAUGGUGCCUGAUGCUGUAGUUAGCAGUGGUCUCUGCUGAGGGAGUCACUGGUCCAGUCCAGCAUAAUGAAGUAUGAACAGGAAGGGAUGUUUUCUUGCUGACUGCUGUCAUGAUGUUGGGAAGCAGGCAUCCUAUUGACUGACACUGGUGUGUAUAGAGCUUGAAAACCUCAGUAGGAGGACCUUUCUGUAUCCUGCUCAUCAGCAUCUUUUCCUCUGUUAUUUAGCAAGGUAAUGCUUUGUUUAACCUUUUUAACUUUUUAAAAAGCUUUUUUUGCCUAUUAGAAAAAAAUUCAUAUUUACUAGAGGAAAAUUGGCCAAAAUACAGAUGCAAAAAUGGUUUAAAAAUAUAAUUCUGCCACCUGAAUACUGUAUGUUUUGGUACCAUUCAUAUAUAGGGUUUUUUUUUUAAUGUAUUCUAGGGUUUUUUUUUUUAUGGAUUCAUAGGCUUUGGUUUGUCUUUAAAUGACAUUGGGAUCAUUCUGAGCAUACUGUCAGAUAGUGUGAUCAGUUACUAACAGAAGUUUUUCAUGCUGUUAAAUACUCUUCUGUAAUAUUUUAAUAACUGUUGAUAUUCCAUUGAUUUGCUGAAAUCUGGUGUUUGGGUUUUAGAAAGAUAGCAAACUUUUUUAUUAUAAACUUUCUAUUAUGAAACAUGUUUAUCAUAGAACAUACAAUAAAAAUUAAGUUAAAAAGAUAUUUAAAAGCCAUAAAAUUUUACUACUGAUAAUUACUGUCACCAUUUUUACAGAUCUCUUUCUAGCUUUAUGUGUAUGUGUGUAUUUAUAAAAGUCAUCAUCAUUCAAUUUUUUUCUUCCUUUUGAUUACUCUUUAUAUGUUCUAGUAUCGGGAAAAGAAAUGAAUCUGGAAGUAAAUAUUAGCUUUAGUAUUUACACAUGAGUUUUUUGGUUGCUCAGAAGCUAGCAGGAAAUGAAUCCUGAAAGUACCUGUUGGAGUUAAUCAACAAAAACAGUAUCAUUUUCUGACUAAGGAGCUCAUUGUAGAAGUGAAGACAAUCAUAGGAGCAGAGACAACUGAUGUCAAUAUUCUAGUUUAUUUUUUCCAGUUUUUUUCCCCAUUCUUAAUAACAUUGAUAGUUACUGAAUUCUGUGUUCUACUUUACGUAGCAGUGCAUACUAAAAUACUUUGGUAUAUUGUAAAAGUUCUGAAUAAAUCAGUUGCUUUAUAAUUCACCAUCUAAAUAAACUAUACCAUAUUGACUCA
This is a messenger RNA of Rattus norvegicus (Norway rat), 3490 nucleotides long. It is a transcript of the gene Pdcl, whose product is annotated as phosducin like. Lineage: Eukaryota; Metazoa; Chordata; Mammalia; Rodentia; Muridae. Gene Ontology annotation, biological process: regulation of G protein-coupled receptor signaling pathway. Gene Ontology annotation, cellular component: cilium. The record is from RefSeq and is a predicted model, not a curated record.